Clupea harengus (Atlantic herring) is the source of this 1208-nucleotide messenger RNA. RefSeq names its product adenylate kinase 1 (gene ak1). Gene Ontology annotation, biological process: ATP metabolic process; nucleoside triphosphate biosynthetic process. NCBI's taxonomy places the organism in Eukaryota, Metazoa, Chordata, Actinopteri, Clupeiformes, Clupeidae. Gene Ontology annotation, molecular function: ATP binding; nucleoside diphosphate kinase activity; AMP kinase activity. The record is from RefSeq and is a predicted model, not a curated record. Gene Ontology annotation, cellular component: cytoplasm.
CAGCGGAUGGGAGGGGGGAGGCUGCCGUUCAGCAGGGACACUUAGACAGAGGGGAGCCAGAACAGCCUUAUUGGACAGCCCUCAGCAUUCACAGAGAGAGAGGAACCAUAACAGAUCACCAUGGCAGACAAAAUCAAGGGCAAGAAGAUCAUCUUCGUUGUGGGUGGACCCGGAUCUGGUAAGGGCACCCAGUGUGAGAAGAUGGUGGCCAAGUAUGGCUACACUCACCUGUCUUCAGGAGACCUGCUCCGUCUCGAGGUCGCCUCAGGCUCAGAGAGAGGCAAGAACCUCCAGGCCAUCAUGCAGAAGGGAGAACUUGUGCCUCUGGACACAGUUCUGGACAUGAUCCUGGAUGCCAUGGUUGCCAAGGCCGACACCUCCAAGGGUUACCUCAUCGACGGCUACCCCCGUGAGGUCAAGCAGGGCGAGGAGUUCGAGAAGAAGAUUGGUGCUCCAAGCCUGCUGCUUUACGUGGACGCCUCUGGCCCCACCAUGGUCAAGAGGCUUAUGAAGCGUGGCGAGACCAGCGGCCGUGCUGACGACAACGAGGAGACGAUCAAGAAGCGCUUGGACCUCUACUACAAAGCCACAGAGCCUGUCAUCGCAUUCUACGAGGGUCGCGGCAUCGUCAGGAAGGUGAACUCUGAGCUCCCUGUGGAUGAAGUAUUCGCAGCAGUCGCCAAAGCUGUUGAUGGUAUGAAGUAAACUGGACAUGCCAGGAUGGACUGUGUUGGUCUUUUCCUUUCUAUUCCUCCUCGUCAACAUUUCCCCCAUCCCCAGCAACAACAAUGGACAGAACAAAGACAGAAACAGAGAAACACAAACUGCCGAGUUACGAGCGACAGCUCUGCCUUAAUUCAGACUGCACCUAAGGCAUCCCUCAUCUCAUCAGCAGCGGCUACCACCACCACCGCCGCCCCCCAUCCCACCCCAAGCCUGCUCUGUCUACAUACUCCAGCCCCCCCUUGCAACCCCCACCCUCACCACGUCCAUGUGUCUCACCUGCUCUCAGGUGUGCUUCACCUGGCCGCUUCUUACCUGUCCAGCCCUUGUGUGUGUGUGCGCGCGUGUGUGUGUGUGUGUCAAACGCUGUGAAUGGGUGUGUGCCUGUGUGAGCUGUGAUGCAUACAGCACUGUUUCUUCUCAUUACGUCGAUGGACCCAUGUCCUGCACUUUCAUUAAAACAUCCUCUUUCAUCAAAAAAAAAA